GGAGUGGGCUGAAGGGAGCUUCUGUGGCGGGACUGGCUGGCCAGCUUGGGCGAGGAGCCGGGAAGAGGAGGCAGUGGUGGCAGCAGCAUUUCGAGCACUAACAGCAGCAGCAGAAACAAUCACCAGCCACAAAGCGUCUCCUCCGGCUCAAGCAGCCACAGUCCCCUGUCUGUGAUGGCGCUGAAAAGCUCAGAAAGCGAGGAAGCCCAGGGGCCCAGGCGGGAGGCAGACCAGGAACAGCAGGAGCUGGUGGGUAACCCUCAGCCAGAGCCGGAGCCCUUGCCAGUGCCCCCAAUGGAGCCCAAGCCAGAGCCCCAGCCCCAAACAAAUCCUGCAGCCCUGCCGGAGCUAGAGCUUGAGCCUGAGCCAGUGCACGAAUCGGAGCCUACGCCCACCGUGGAGACCCGCCAUACAGCGCGCGGCUUCCAGCCCCCCGAAGGUGGUUUUGGCUGGAUGGUGGUCUUCGCUGCCACUUGGUGCAAUGGCUCUAUCUUUGGCAUCCAGAACUCCUUCGGGAUCCUCUACUCCAUGCUGCUGCAGGAGGAAAGAGAGAAGAAUCGCCAAGUGGAGUUCCAAGCAGCAUGGGUAGGAGCCCUCUCAAUGGGCAUGAUCUUCUUCUGUUCUCCCAUUGUGAGUAUAUUUACUGAUCGUUUGGGCUGCCGAAUCACAGCAACUGCAGGGGCUGCCGUCGCUUUCAUUGGCCUCCAUACCAGCUCUUUCACCAGCUCACUAAGCCUGCGUUACUUCACCUAUGGGAUUCUCUUUGGUUGUGGCUGUUCCUUCGCCUUUCAGCCAUCUCUCGUCAUCCUGGGCCACUACUUCCAACGUCGCCUGGGUCUGGCCAAUGGUGUAGUGUCUGCUGGGAGUAGCAUCUUCUCCAUAUCCUUCCCCCUUCUCAUCAAAAUGCUGGGGGCUAAGAUAAAGCUUGCCCAAACCUUCCAGGUGCUGAGUACCUUCAUGUUUAUUCUUACGCUGCUUUCCCUCACCUACCGGCCCCUCCUGCCCAGCUCUCAAGACACCCCAAGCAAGAGAGGUGUCCACACCCUGUGCCAAUGCUUUCUGGCUCAACUCAGGAAGUACUUCAACAUGCGAGUGUUCCGCCAACGUACCUACCGCAUCUGGGCCUUUGGGAUUGCUGCUGCUGCCCUUGGCUACUUCGUUCCCUAUGUACACCUGAUGAAGUAUGUGGAAGAGGAGUUCUUGGAAAUCAAGCAGACCUGGGUGCUCUUGGUGUGUAUUGGGGCUACCUCAGGCCUCGGGCGCCUUGUAUCAGGCCGUGUCAGUGACUCCAUUCCUGGACUUAAGAAGAUCUACUUGCAGGUCAUCUCCUUCCUGCUCUUGGGCCUGAUGUCCAUGAUGAUUCCCCUGUGCAGGGGCUUCGGAGGCCUCAUCGUUGUCUGCCUCUUCCUGGGCCUUUGCGAUGGCUUCUUCAUCACCAUCAUGGCCCCCAUUGCAUUUGAACUGGUGGGCCCAAUGCAGGCCUCGCAGGCCAUUGGCUACCUCCUGGGCAUGAUGGCCCUGCCAAUGAUUGCUGGGCCCCCCAUUGCAGGCCUCCUCCGAAACUGUUUUGGGGACUACCAUGUGGCCUUCUACUUUGCUGGUGUGCCCCCAAUAAUUGGAGCUGUAAUCCUCUUCUUUGUACCUCUGAUGCAUCAAAGGAUGUUCAAGGAAGAGCAAAGGGAUUCCAGCAAGGACAAGAUGUUGGCCCCUGACCCAGACCCCAGUGGGGAGCUGCUGCCGGGCUCCCCCACCCCUGAGGAACCAAUCUAAUGCCUCUUCCUUGUGAUUGUGUGCUCCUCUCCAACCCCUUUCCUUCACCCCACCCUGCUCAGCAUUUACAUUUUUGCCACCAGCACACUUGUUCCCAAAUCUGUGCACACGGCAUUUCAGCCACCUGACCACCCCUUUGGAGCUAAAGCUCCAAGUGUUCCAAACUCAUUAAUCAAAUUCUCUUCAUGAAUGCCUUUAAAUUUGCCAGGGUUCUUCUCUUUCAAUGAUCUAGGAAAGAUUGGUAUUAUCCCCUGACUUUUGGAACCUCUCCCUAUAUCUUCUAACACUUUGGGGAUGGGGAGCAUGGGACCUCUUGGCCCAAGCCUGUUAGUCAUCCACUAGAAGCAACUGUAAAAGGUGCUAUUGUAUCCCCAAGAGCCAAACCUCUGUGUGCUGAGGAGCUUCUUGCCAUCUGACCUUAGAAGGUGCUGAUGAAGGGGACUAGAGGAAGGGCAGCGAGUAAAAUGGAACAAUGAGCCUUAUUUAGCCUCAGAGUCUAUGACUUCCCAAGAACUGUGGGUGCUGUUAGUUUACAAGUAUGUCUCCCCAUCAUCUGGUUGGUUAACAGUCUGAUUCCUUCUUCCCUUUCUCCUUCUUUCCCCUAUACUUCCUCCUCAUUUUUCUUUCCUCUCUAUUUCUUUUUAUGACUGUCAUAGACACACAGGUGCUUAAAGAAAGGAGGGACUCAGAGCUUGAGCCAAUCAGCCUUAUCUUGGUCUAGCUCCUCCCUAAUAGUCAUACUCAUCACAGGCUGAGCCACAACUCACCUUUUGGGUCAAGCUGCUAUAAUCAUAGACUGGAAGAAUAUCACAUAUUAAUAGGGAAGGGGCCUUAAACAACAUCACUGAUUUUUAUAAAUUUCCCAGGCCAAUGCUUAACCUGCAGGCCCUCCCAAGCUCCCCAUCCUUGUAUCUGUCAAAAUGUGAAGCAAUCCCUUUCCUCUCAGCAGUCAGUGGAGGACUGAUGACAUGGAGAGGGCACAGUAUGGGGAGAGGCAACUCAACCUGCUGAAGUACCAACUCUUCUAUCAUUAUUCAUGACAGGUCUAUAUUUCCACCUGGGCUAGGCCAGGGAAGAGACUAUUUUAGGAAAAAUCCAAUUCCUAACCUGGACCCCCAAAAGGUAGAGGCAGCAGCUACACAAAGGGUUGGACAGUUUCCUUUAAUAAAUUAAAACCUUGCUAGCCUUUACCAACCAAUGUGUCCCUCAUGCUGUGCAUACUGGGCCACUUUGAUUAGUGGGCAUUAAAGUUGCUAGGAAAGGUUGACUCUGGACUACCUUCACCCCUCUAAAAUAGGUGCCAGAUGAUUCCCUAUACCCAGACUCUGGGCAACAAUUUUGCUGAGGAGCAUUCACAACUCACCUCAUUAGGAGCUCAACCUCUCUCCUCACUCAGCCUCUUUGCAUCCCUUUCUCCCUAUUCUGGGCCUUGGUCUGUUGUAUUCCUAUUACCUAAAUAUUUUCUCACCUUCCUGUGAGGCAUCUUUGACUGUCACUUGGAGCUAAUAGUAACUUACCACCUCAAGCCAGGGCCAGGAGGAUGAGAUUGCUGUUUGGGGACUCCAAAGAAAACAGUGACCCAUACCCAUGAGCUUUUACAUUACAAAUAGGCAGCUGGGGCAUUGUUGGUUUCUGAUGGCCUCAAUGAAGGCUGAAGUCUUGAUCCCCCUCCACUGGUCCCAGUUCAGCUCUUAUAAAUUACUCAAAGGAAAACACACUGGGUUCUUGGCUCUGUGGGUAGGAAGGGGCUUAAUUACUAUCCUAUCAGUUCAAACAGCAGUGGAACAGGAGGAGCCUUGUAAUUCCCAGGAGAGACCACUGAAAAUGUUGGAUCAACAAAGUCCCUGCUUCCAUUCCUCCUGCCCCUCCCAACACCAAAUCACUUGUGGGAAGUUCUACAGGGCCUCCUUUGUUGCACCUGGUGUGAGUAGCUCUUAAAAAUCUGGCUACCAUUCACUUCUCUCCAGAUGAAGGAAAGUCAUUUACAGGUCCAAAAUCUACCUUAUCAGGUGUCACAUAACAUGGUAGGGUGUCAAUUCUUACACACAUGUGCACGUGCAUGUGUGGCCUUGUGUGCUUAUGGAGAGAAUGUUGGUUGGUGAAAGCAGCAUAGUAUUAAUGCUUAGGGUAGGAUGAAUCCAUAGUCAAGUCUAGGAGAAUGGACAAAAUUUGGGAGCUUGAGACCUGGAACAUUAAAUCCUCAAAAGGUUUGGAACAAAAUAAACAACUAAAAAUCUAGCUUUGGUAUGUAAGUUGCCUACAAGGGUGAAAUUGUUUUAAGGUGGCUAACAGCAGGAAGUUUGGUUUCAGAACUGAAAUCUCAUUUCAAAUCAAAUUUAUGCCAGGGUCUAUACUCUCUGUGAGAUCCAUAGGGGUUUGAAGUAGGGUGGACUGUUCAGGAUUGGAUAUUUAAGGGAGCUCUGAAGUGGAAAAGUGGUUACUUCACAAAAUGAAAACAUGGUGAGUAGCUGAGUUGGAGUAGAGGGCCUGCCAAAGCCACCACCUUCUUAUAAAUAUGCAAUGUUGAAAAUUAGCAAAAACCUAGAAAUAAUCCAUUUCAAGACCCCUUUCUUCUCCCUUAUUACUGCUGAAGGGACUGGUAUACCUGGAUUACACAGCCAGGCAGCAACAGAGACAUUGACUGUGAAGCAGAGAAGACAUACAAUGUGACAAAGCUGGUAGUAAACUUCAAGUCUCCCAGGUCUAUUCUCUGCAUUAAAUAGAAGUGAGGACACUAAGGCCUGGAGAUAGGAAAGGACUACAGGUUCACAUAGUUCAUCAGUGACAGAGCAGGUUGAGACUUGAACUACGGUAAUUAACUUCCAGUCCAGACCAAACCCCUCAUUUUACAGAUGAGGAAAACUAACCCAAGGAGGGGAAACUGAGUUACCCAUUUCAUUCAACAACUGUGUAGUGGGACCAUUUCCAUAAGAGUGUCAGCAAGAACAGCUCUGAGCAAAAAUAAAAUCUGAUGAGCCAAGUCUGACUUUUAG
Molecule: messenger RNA, 4763 nt
Organism: Eptesicus fuscus (big brown bat)
Lineage: Eukaryota; Metazoa; Chordata; Mammalia; Chiroptera; Vespertilionidae
Gene: SLC16A2
Product: solute carrier family 16 member 2
Exons: 6
Coding region: 175-1770 (531 amino acids)
Biological process (GO): transmembrane transport
Molecular function (GO): monocarboxylic acid transmembrane transporter activity; thyroid hormone transmembrane transporter activity
Source: RefSeq, a predicted model, not a curated record